This is a messenger RNA of Trichomonas vaginalis G3, 1164 nucleotides long. Its product is annotated as negative regulation of mitochondrial outer membrane permeabilization protein. Gene Ontology annotation, cellular component: intracellular membrane-bounded organelle; membrane. NCBI's taxonomy places the organism in Eukaryota, Parabasalia, Trichomonadida, Trichomonadidae. The record is from RefSeq and is a predicted model, not a curated record. The coding region runs from base 1 to 1164 and encodes 387 amino acids. The transcript has a single exon.
AUGAGUCAAGAAUCUGGUAAUGCCGAUUUUGGAUGGCGGUCAAGACAUCUCUAUUUAAUUGGAUGUGUAUUGGGUAAUAUAUUUACAGCUUAUACAAGAACUAUGAUUUACAACCAAAAGGUAACAUCAUUUAAAGGAUGUCAAGAACAAAUUUUCGAAAAACCCUGGUAUGGCACACUUUUAAUGGCUAUUGGUAUGGCUUUUGGUAACAUUGUCUAUAAGUUAAUGCUAAAAUUUAGUAAAGAUCCACCUCCAUCGUUUGCAAAAAUUCAUUUCUCGCUGUACCUUCAUGCAUUAUUCCCGGCUGCAUUAGAUAUAAUUUUCACAGUUCUUUAUAAUAUUGCAAUUCUUUUAAUCGGACCCGUUUUUGCUACUCUUUUGCGUUUUUGCGAUAUUAUUUAUGCAACAUUUUUACGUAGAAUUUGGCUCAAACAAAAAUUGCUUCCGUACUCAUAUGUGUCACUUGCAAUUAUUAUGAUAGGCGUAAUUAUGACUUCAAUUUCAAUUGCUUAUGAUGGAUUAAAAAAGUUUGAGUAUAAUUUGAAGUUUUGGGCAGCCCUUACCUUCCAAAUUCUCGCCCAAUUUGCAUCAUCUAUAAAGGCUAUCAGAGAAGAGCAGCUUUUGCACCAGAAUGAUAUACACCCUGUAUGGCUAUGUGGUGUAGAAGGGUUGUACGAAUUCUUUAUUCUAACUUUCAUGGCAUUUCCUAUCCUAAGAGUUAUGCCCCAAAGAUUUGGUCCUGGUUUGGUCGAAAAUUUCUGUGAAGACUGGAAAAUGGUUGGUAGUUCAAAAGUUCUUAUUGCUUAUUGCUUUAUUUAUCCUUUCAUUGCAUUUGAGUACAACACAUGCGUUUUCGGAGUACAAUUCACCGCAAAUGCCGUUUUCUUUAUUGUUACUGAUAUUUUUGUCGGUUCAAUAUCUUGGUUCAUAGAUUUAUUUAUAUUUUAUGCAAUGAAAAACUCGUUAUUCGGUCUUACUCCAGACAACAUUGGCACAAACUGGAACCCAAGAAGUCCUUUGAGGCUUGUUGGCAUCAUUAUUAUUUUAAUAGGUUCCCUACUUUAUACAAGGGUAGUUAAACUACCAUGGUUCAGAUAUGAAGAAUCUGCCGUUAAAGUCUUCAAGGUGAAUGAGCCUUCCGAAGAAGUGGUAAUGAUGGUUUAA